AUGUCGUACACUGACGGCAGCAGGAUCCAGUCCAACGAAUGGUCAGACCAGUACACAACGCUGUGCUACCUUGUGGCCAUCAUGGGUAUUCUGUCAGUCAGCUUCCUGCCUCGCGCCAAGUUCCUGCAGAUGAUGGCCUUCAGCACGUUGUUCAUCUGCACAGCCGCUGCUUUAUCGCUUCUAAUGAUUCAGUGCUGUGUCUCGGCUCGGCAAUCUGACGAUGCGGUGUCUGCGCCAUCGACCACAGGCUCUUCAGGAACCAGACAAACACCGCGAUACAGUGCCAGCGCCAGCGUGGUCGCCGCUGCUUGGAUGUUCUUCUACAUCUACCUCGCCAAUGUUGCGAAAGCCUCAAGAGUCGUGCUCUUACUACCUGCAAUUCAGUUUUCCAUCUUCAUCCUGGUCACAUCUGUUUACGCGCCAACAUUCCCCAAUAUGGAUACUGGAAUGGCAUAUGUCAAGCGCCUUCUCAAGAGCUUCCUCACCGGUUUUGCCCUUGCCACCGGUGUCAACCUUUUCAUCAUCCCCAUAACUUCUCGCACAGUUCUCUCCAAACAGCUGGGGGCUCUAAUCGUCGCAACUCAAAAUGGCUUACGAACGCAUGGCGAGUAUGUAGGCGCUGCUACAGCUGCACAUCAGGACAAUUUUCAGAACACCGAUGCAAAUGUAAAGGCAGCGCUUCUCCGAGCUAACGUCCAGACAAUCAUCAAUCUUCAUGGCCAGGUCAAGCUUGAACUGCCGUAUGCCAAGCGAGAAAUCGGGUUUGGCAAGUUGACGCCCGAGCACUACACGGAGAUCGUUGGCUCGCUGCAGCACAUCCUCCUGCCAGUACUCGGCUUAUCUACAUUGCUUGACAUAAUGCAGCUAGUCGGACGCCGGCGCAUACGUCGCGAUAAGAAUUUCGCAUCGGACGACGUACUGCACGCCGCUAGGCAACUGGAAGGCAGCGAGUGGGACGAAAUUGUGUCCGUGUACCGUCCACAGUUCCUUCAACUCAAGUAUGCGUUGAUUCAAGGACUCGAUCAUUAUGCCAUCACGCUGGGGCUAGUUCUAAAGCCAAAAUCGAAGCAAUCUGAUCCCGAAGCAAGGUCAGCCCCUUCACCAGGCGAGAACAUUUUUGCGAAGCACUUGGAGGACGAAAUUCAAAAGCUGCAACAGUCAUACCAUGGUACUACCCGUGAAUGGAGCACCAACAAAGGGAUCAAUUUGCCAACCGGCUUCUGGGGACCGACUGGGAAUUCUAACACCAAGGACUCCACUAACACAGACGAAAUGAUACGCAAGGCGCAGAAUCAGCAUCAGUUGUAUCUCCUGCUCUACAUGCAGUAUCUGACUGCUUCCGCCAGUAGCGCCAUUCUAGAUGCAGUCCGUUACGCCGAUGAAUUGAGGGCUAAUGGUACCAUGGCCCGAAAUCGACUCAUACUUCCUGGCUGGCGCCGAAUCUGGAAACUCAUAUAUUCAGUCAUUGCACCCGAAGACAAAUCGACCUCCUUACCGGAGCCUGCGCCAACAGGGACCACUGCUGGCAUUAAUACCACUUUUAUAGCCCGCAAAGAUCCUGAGCAUCUCCAGCCUACCAAUGUAUACGAGCAUAUCACCGACCAUAUGCGCCGCAGCUACUCUAUACUGGGGAGUCCGGCUUCUCUCUUUGGUCUCCGGGCAGCGUGUGCAACGAUGUCUCUAGGCAUGCUCGCUUACUUUCGCCAGACACACGUAUUUUUCCUCCAGCAACGCGGUUUCUGGGCCACAGUCAUGAUUGCUAUCUCCCUCGAAGUCACCGCUGGCAGAGGUCUCUUCGGCUUUGUGACCAAAAUCGCCGGCACUGUUGUCGCAGCUGUUGUGUCCAUUGCCAUAUGGUAUAUGUCUGACCACCACGCCGCUGCCAUAGUACCGCUUUGCUAUAUUUUCUUCGCACUAUGCAUUGGAUUUAUGGUUAAAAACCCCAGCAUGAUCAUCAUGGGAAUGAUCAGCAUGGCAACCGUGGCACUGAUCGUGGGAUAUGAGCUCCAGGAGCGUAAGAUUGGAUAUCAGCUGACUGUUUCCAAUGGUCAAGAGUAUCAUCAUGUCUACAACCUUGCCGCCUACCGUCUCGCCAGUGUUUGUGCCGGCAUUGGCACCGCAGCAUUUUGGACUUAUUUCCCCUACCCCAUCACCCAGCAUGGGGCACUCCGUCGCGAUACUGGCCAGGCUUUGUACCUGCUGGCUGAGUACUACGCCUGCGUCGAUGCUACCAUGAGGACCCGCCUAAAUGACCCCCGACAAGCCUUGGAAGAAAACAUCAAAGGCACGCCCAUGCACAGCCUCGCGAAAGCCCGCAAAAGAGCGUGGGACAAGACGAUCCUCAUCCUUGGGAAUCUCGACCAGCACCUACAAUUCCUCAAGUUCGAGCCCGAUUUCGGCGGCCGCUUCCCGCGUCAAGCCUAUGCGGACCUUGUCCAACGCAUGGACCGCCUCUUCACCUACAUGAGCAUCAUGUCGUACUCUAGCGCGUCAUUUGCCGGCGAGGACGGCAACGGCACCGCCACCUCCGAAGGUGCAAACUCCGCCUCCGCCGCAACCAGCCCAGGGAAGAGCGUAGACCCGCAAGAAAAGGACCGCUGGCUCCACGACUUCCGCGCCUUCGCCGCCACCCGCCCUUUCUCGCACCCCUCUACCACGUCUUCGCUGUGCCUCGCAGCCGCGUCCCUCGUCAACGCACAGCCCUUGCCGCCGAACGUGCAUCUGCCUGGCGCGGCGUCAACCGCUGGGACUGCGGAGAGCGGCAGAUUUGCAGAGCAGGAGGCGAGGGAGGAAGAGAUCCUGUCCGUGAAGCACAUCGAGAAUCCUUGCUACGCGGCGUUCGCGGUGCUGGAAGUGGCGAGCGGGCUGGUGGCGGAGGAGGUGAGGGGCGUGGUGGAGUCGGUGAAGGAGUUGUGUGGGGAGGUGGGGUUUGGUGUUGGUAAUGGUGCUGUCCGUGGCUUGGGACAGAGGAUGGGCGCGUAA
Cyphellophora europaea CBS 101466 is the source of this 2982-nucleotide messenger RNA. RefSeq lists its product as uncharacterized. The record is from RefSeq and is a predicted model, not a curated record. Bases 1 to 2982 code for a protein of 993 amino acids. The transcript has a single exon. NCBI's taxonomy places the organism in Eukaryota, Fungi, Ascomycota, Eurotiomycetes, Chaetothyriales, Cyphellophoraceae.